UGCAACUUCUGAGGCGUCGGAUACAUAACUGGUGUCACGUGACGUGACGUAACAGGCGUCUUACCUGUGCGAUCUUUUUACGACAGGCGCCUGAUACCUCGCGCUCCGUUUGAUGCUUUGCAGACGUCGUCGACACUUUUGCCUCGAACGCGCGUGAUGCUGAAAGCUCUGGGACAGACGUUCUUCUCCACCGGGCUGCAGAACCCCGGCUUCACGGCGGGGGAGCCCAAGGGACGGGACUACGAGGUCCGCACCUACCACGCCGCCAAGUGGGCGAGCACCACGCUGAGUGGGAUGCAGAUGGACGCGGCCAUGAGCGCCGGCUUCCGCAGACUCUUCAGCUACAUCCAAGGCAACAACCAGAGCAAGGCCAAAGUGGAGAUGACGGCACCGGUGACCUGCCGCGUGGACCCCGGCGCCGGCCCGGCGUGCGAGUCCCGCUUCACCGUGUCCUUCUACGUCCCCGAGGAGCAACAGGCGAGCCCACCAGAACCCAGCGACCCAGAGGUGUUCGUGGAGCAACGGAAGGAGUUCACAGCCUACGUCAGGACCUACGGCGGCUUCUCCAGCGACACCAUGAGGCAGGAGGAGCUCCUGAAACUGCUGGAGAGCCUCCAGAGGGACGGGGUCCAGUUCGUGGACAAGCCGUUCUACACCGCGGGCUACGACAGCCCCUUCAAGCUCACCAACCGCAGGAACGAGGUCUGGAUCCUCCAGAAGAACCCAGAGGAGGCGGAGUAGAGGUCAAAGGUCGCACAGCACCCGCCCAAGAUUUGACCAUGAUUUGAAGGAUUUCUGUGAUUAUUUUAAUAAAUUAACUUGUGAAUGUUAACCACUAAUAUUAGAAAAAAACGCCCUCCAGCUCUGAAUAGUACAGUCGUACUGUGUCGUACUGCGACGUGGUCCCAGUGGAGCAGUUUUCCCAGCAGAGGGAGCCAAGUAGAAAGAAAAGGCUUCAAAAAGAAACCGCAAGGGCAUCAAGUCAGAAGUUACACACUAAUUUUCCAUCAGGUGUUUGUGUUUAUGUUUGUUUACUAAGCUGUUGUCUUAAUGCUACUAUUACAGGCAUUAUUAAGUGCAUUGGAUUUUUUAACCUCAUGUUUCUGAAUGUUACUUCGUACACCUGCUAAUCUGAACAGUGACUCGUGGGCAUUUCUUCAUUCUCAUUCCUGGCGUCAAACAUGUGUGUGGGUCCCUGACGAGCGCUGGUCGGCGGCCGGUGGCACCACGCUCUGUCCGGUCCAACGUUGAACCGUACCGAUCAACUGCGAAAUCGUUAUGUUUCAGUGCCUUCUAACGACACAAACAAGCCUCAUGUUUUUAAUACAUAAAAACAAUGGUCAUAUUUUGUAGCUCCUCAUGUGCCUGAAAUAACAUCUCAUUCUCCUCCAUAUAAGGUGAGAUUAUGUAAAAUUUAUUACGGCAUUAAUAAUAAAUACACCUCAUGAUGA
Molecule: messenger RNA, 1451 nt
Organism: Betta splendens (Siamese fighting fish)
Lineage: Eukaryota; Metazoa; Chordata; Actinopteri; Anabantiformes; Osphronemidae
Gene: hebp2
Product: heme binding protein 2
Exons: 4
Coding region: 157-741 (194 amino acids)
Cellular component (GO): cytoplasm
Source: RefSeq, a predicted model, not a curated record